AGCAGCAUUGUUGUCGGUGCCCUCUAUGAAAUUUUCGUUUUUGUGCCACCCUAUAUUAAACCAUUCAGCAAUCUUUGCUUGAAAAUUAUGUAUACAAACGUAACUUGAAAGAAACAAUAUUAACUAAUAAUAUUAAGCAUAACUAUAUUACUACUACAUUUGUCAAAAAAGAAUCGGAAACUCUUUAAUUCAAUAUCGCUUGUUAGUCCCAUUUUUUUUUGCAAAUGUCAUUUUACGUUUGUCUAUAUACGUGUGUGGAAUGUAUUUAAAAUAAUCGGAAUGUACAUGCAUUGAAUAAAAUAUCCAAGCUGAAACCACAUUCUUCGGGACUGCACUCUUGCAUUUGGGACCACUCAUAAUGGAUACAUAAAAUGGUUGGGGUCUUUGUAGUUAUAUUUUUCUUUUCGUAUUUCAGAGCACACUCAGUAGAAAUUAUAUAUAUGUAUGGAGUCUGGAUUGCCCCGAAAUAGUUUAAGACGUGAGCAACUAGCUGAACAUAUUUUUGUAAAUGUUGAAGCUGAAUAAGAAUGAUUGGAUGCCACGGAAAGGCUUUCAUUGAAAAACGGCAGAACCAAAACGGAUAAGGUUGCAAAAAACUUGAUAAUUUGUUAACCAAUGCGUCAACAAACAAUAUACGCAAGCUAUCCGAUUUCAAAGUCGUCUUAUGCUUUCUUCAAUACUGCAUUACCAUUAAAAUCUUUUAAACGAGGCACUACUUCCAAGGUGCGACAUUGAAAACAGGCCCUUGUGGUAGAAAUAGGCACAUCAAAUCCAAUAAUAUAUUACCACUCCCGGUUUGUAUUAUUAUAUCUGUGAUCGGAAAUACGGAGUCUCGAGAAGUUUCAUAUUUUACCUAUUAAUUUAACAAAUUAUUAGAUUUCGUGAAAAAAUCCUUCCUAUUUAAGGGUGCGUCGACCUCGAACGUACCUAAAGACAAUCCCAAAUUGCCGUUCCUCAAAAUUUUCAAAAAACUUCAUAUUGGCCUUUUUGGUCUUAAAGAAAGAAUGCCGAAUAUUUGCCUAGUGUAAUGCAGAUAUAGAAAUUGCUAUUGAUUUAUCAAGCAAAACAUUCCGUAAAAAAUGUUGAACUCGUUCCAAUGACACUUAAAAAAUGGCUUAUUAACAUUAAACAAAAUAUAUUUAAUGCCUAAAUCAAAACUAUCCAUUGGCUAACAUUUGCAUUCAGUAGUGAGAAACUAGUAAUGCCAAUAUUUAAUGAAGCAAAUCUGAUAAUACCAUAUCUUUAAUAUCGCCUGAGGGUAUAGAUUUGUUAUACAAAUUCCUGGCAAUGUCUUAAGAGAGAAAAAUUCUUCAUAUGCAUAAACGAAGCCCUGAAAAAUGAAAAUUUAAUAUCAGCUGUAUUGAAUAGUUUGGCAAACAACGAACAAUGUGCAACUGAAACUGUUCAUCUCCUACUCAGUUAGACCGCACAAGUCGGUCCAUUUCUGUGUUUUAGCUUCAGUAAAACUAAGUCCACUUAUAAUCAUAACACGAACAGGUUGAAAUAAUAACGGAAAUUCUGAUACAAAAAUACAAAUAUAUUCGCCACUAUGGUUGGUACACAACAAAAAAGUAGUCAUAUUCAAUUAUCUGGAACGAAUGCAAAACGUGAUGCCAACACUUUUCCCGGGAAAAGCGACAUAAAAGCAGCGCCCGUUGUACCUCAAAUCGGAAAAGCAUCUUCACCUACAAUAUCAAUACCAACACCUCAGCCCAAAGUCAAGAUGAUCAAUCAAAAUCCGAAACAGGCUGGGAUCACUCAUACCAAUUCACAUAAUUUAAGCCAUCACUCUUGUCACGGAAACAUGGUGCAAUAUUAUAGUAGUAGCUAUGGAUCACCGGGAAUUUUUCAUGAUAGUAAAAAAGAAUUGCAACCCACAGAGAAACUCGCCAAUUAUACUGGAGAUGACAAAAAUAUACAACGUAGUUUAACCAUAGAUGGAUGCGAAAUUUUAGGACCCAUUCAAGCAAUCUCUCUGCCUAAUGUUACAGCAGUCUCGCCAAAACCCGAUUUUAUUGCUGGCCUAAUUUCCAAAGAUUUGCCUUGCAGGGGUGCUAUUCUACCCAAUUAUAAAUUACAAUCGGAAUCAGAAACCCUCGAUUUAUUAAAGGAAAAAGCUCAACCUGUCAUAGAAAACGACUCUUUCACCUUUCAUGAGCAAAUAAUUAUGUCUGGCCAACAAAAAAGUGCAUUACAAGAAAAACCAAAAGUACUCGUUGUUUCCCCACAACAAGUAAUGAUAUUGUACAUGCAUAAAUUAACGCCCUAUGAGCGAACUGAAAUACUCGCGUAUCCACAGAUUUAUUUUAUUGGUGCUAAUGCAAAGAAACGCCCUGGAGUGUACGGACCAAACAAUUCGGACUAUGAUAAUGAACAAGGAGCUUAUAUUCAUAUACCGCACGAUCACGUAGCGUACCGAUAUGAAAUGCUCAAGAUAAUUGGCAAGGGCAGUUUCGGUCAGGUGAUAAAGGCCUAUGAUCAUAAGACUCACGAGCAUGUUGCCUUAAAAAUAGUGCGCAAUGAGAAGCGGUUUCAUCGGCAGGCACAAGAGGAAAUUCGAAUUCUUCAUCAUUUGCGUCGUCACGAUAAAUAUAAUACUAUGAACAUCAUACACAUGUUUGACUACUUUACAUUUCGUAAUCACACUUGCAUAACAUUUGAGCUUCUCAGCAUUAACCUUUAUGAAUUGAUUAAAAAAAAUGGAUUUAAGGGCUUCAGCCUACAGCUUGUGCGAAAAUUUGCACAUUCGCUACUCCAAUGCUUGGAUGCACUAUACAAAAAUGAGAUUAUACAUUGUGAUAUGAAACCAGAAAAUGUGCUUUUGAAACAACAAGGUCGUUCUGGUAUUAAGGUUAUUGACUUUGGUUCGUCAUGCUUCGAAAAUCAACGUAUAUAUACAUAUAUACAAUCACGAUUUUACCGUGCCCCUGAGGUUAUUUUGGGAGCAAAAUAUGGCAGAGCUAUUGACAUGUGGUCCCUGGGUUGCAUUUUGGCGGAACUAUUAUCAGGGCACGCACUGUUUCCGGGUGAAAACGAAAGCGACCAACUUGCUUGUAUUAUUGAAGUUCUCGGCAUGCCCAAUAAAACUUUACUAGCCACCUCAAAGCGAUCCAAAACGUUCUUUAGCCCAAAAGGCUAUCCACGUUAUUGCACUGUACGCACCAUGUCGGAUGGAAUGGUUGUACUAAUUGGUGGCCAGUCGCGUCGAGGAAAGCCACGAGGUCCCCCAUGCUCAAAAAGCCUUUCUAAAGCCCUGGAUGGAUGCAAGGAUCCGCUCUUUCUUAACUUUAUACGUGGUUGCUUGGAAUGGGAUGCAGAUAAACGAUUAACUCCAUCGGAGGCUCUCAAGCAUCCGUGGCUGCGCCGUCGCCUUCCCAGACCGCCAAGUAGCACAAGCGGCUGUGUUGGAAUAAACGGAGCUAGCGUCAGUGGUGAUCAGUCACCGGUAACAGGGCUCAAUAUAAGUUUGGCCAAUGAAACGACUGGAUCUUCAACCUCUGCUACAUUUGCCUCAUUAACAAUGGAAAGAGAGAACAGCAAUUGCAGCGGUCGAGUAAACCAUGGCGGAAUUUCUGAAGAAGAAUUUAAACGUACAACAAGCCUUAACGGCUGUGACGGAUCGUUACCAGCGUCAACAGCACCUAUAUUAACAGCCGACCUUUUGGCCGAUAGUUUUAAAAAUACUACUGUUAUAUCGCCACAUUUGUCAUCGUCAACGCAUUCAGCUGAUUCCGGUGGUCUCAGUACAGUCGCUCGCAGUGUCGUUACAUCCAGAUAUCCUCCGUCAUCAUUAUCGUAUUUGCCGCACAUGAAUAAUAAUGGAACUGAACGUUUAUCUAUUUUUUCUGCUUCGUUAAACAGCUCUGCCCACUCAUUAACGCAAUUGGAACCAAUCACAAACUUAGAUGUUUUUACCGUAUAUUCAGGUUCAACCACACCUAAUUUAACAGCGACCGAUACGGGUUGUGGUUUUGUUUCAGUUUCGGUUGCAGAAGAUAUGGACAUGGCAGCCUCGGCCUCUUUUGUUAAUCUCAGUAACACCUGCGCAGUGGAUAAGUCCAUCGGUAACAAUGAAAAUAAAAACUUUUCACAGCACGCUCAUAAGUUUAAAGUAUCUUCCAAAGAUAUGUAGCAAAUUGUUUGACGAUAUAUAGCUUUUUGCCAUCUAAGGGAUUGGAAGCAGUACGACUUGUUGUUAUCUGAUUUAUUAACAACACUGCCAUAGAAGUGAUAAGCUGAAGACGUCUAGAUCGUUGGCGCUGAUUUGCAUUGUACUUGCUUCAAAUUGUACAUGCACAUGCUGCAUAGAUCUCAAGCAUCUCGAAAUUAUGCACUUGAAUUAUAAGCAAAAAAUAUUGCCAUUAUUUCCUUUAAACUCACUUAACAUCUAAAAUAUACUAGUGUGGGAAAUAUACAAACUAAUUUAAAAUGUAUAGUACGAGUUUUGAAUCAAGUGUGGCAGUGAACUUUGUUAACUAUUCUUUGUACUAAGACAUCAUUAAUGAUUGCUUUUAUACCUUUUUCAGAGGGUAAUGUACAUUGGUUCAUAUUUUAUAUUUUCAAUGAACAGAUGUAAGCAUUACCGACCUUUUAUUAAGAUGAAAAUCUGAGUAUUUUGUCAAAAAGAUUUUCGUUACUGGUUUCAAAUAAAAAUUUAGUUUUCAAAACUUUCCAAAUUUAAAUAAAAAUUGAAUCAAUUUAUCAUAAAGACGAUAGAAAUGCAACAAUUGAUCGAAAAACUAUAAUUCUUUGUUUAUUUAACUAUAACCUGACUUAAUUGUAGACAUCGGUUGACAAAAACGUAAGCGCUUUUGGCUUUAAAUAUAUACAAAUCAAUAACUCAUGCAUAUUUUUUAAUUAAAGUGCCAUUAAACAUUUUCAUAACAUUGU
Molecule: messenger RNA, 4890 nt
Organism: Drosophila obscura
Lineage: Eukaryota; Metazoa; Arthropoda; Insecta; Diptera; Drosophilidae
Gene: Dyrk3
Product: putative dual specificity tyrosine-phosphorylation-regulated kinase 3 homolog
Exons: 6
Coding region: 1550-4132 (860 amino acids)
Biological process (GO): peptidyl-serine phosphorylation; peptidyl-threonine phosphorylation
Cellular component (GO): nucleus
Molecular function (GO): protein serine/threonine kinase activity; protein serine/threonine/tyrosine kinase activity; ATP binding
Source: RefSeq, a predicted model, not a curated record